This is a messenger RNA of Macroventuria anomochaeta, 1770 nucleotides long. RefSeq names its product carbohydrate-binding module family 20 protein. Gene Ontology annotation, cellular component: fungal-type vacuole. The coding region runs from base 1 to 1770 and encodes 589 amino acids. Gene Ontology annotation, biological process: polysaccharide catabolic process. Lineage: Eukaryota; Fungi; Ascomycota; Dothideomycetes; Pleosporales; Didymellaceae. The transcript has 2 exons. The record is from RefSeq and is a predicted model, not a curated record. Gene Ontology annotation, molecular function: starch binding; glucan 1,4-alpha-glucosidase activity.
AUGUUGUUCACGUCGAUCCUUCGAGCUCUGCCAGCGGCACUUCUAUUCUCUGGCGCUCAAAGUUCGCCUCUUGGUGAUCUUGAGAGCCGUCAGACGACUAUCGAUGCAUUCAUCCAGGCCCAGACGACCAUCUCAAUCAACGGUGUGCUAGCCAACAUUGGUGGAGGUGGAAGUAAGGCACCUGGCGUCCCAGCUGGUAUCGUUGUAGCCAGCCCUUCGCGUUCGAACCCUGACUACUGGUACACUUGGACACGUGACGCUGCCCUUACAUACAAGGCACUUGUCGAGCGCUUCAUUGCUGGCGACACAUCCCUUCGCGAGAAGAUCGAUGACUACGUAACUGCCCAGGCCUACCUUCAAGGUGUUUCGAAUCCGAGUGGAGACCCGGAUUCGGGUGGACUCGGUGAACCAAAGUUCAAUGUAGACCGCACCGCAUUCACUGGUGCAUGGGGUCGCCCUCAGCGUGAUGGGCCACCUCUCCGUGCGACAGCUCUGACCAUCUACGCCAACUGGCUGAUCGACAACGGCGGAAAGACCCAAGCUCUCAACACUGUCUGGCCAGUCAUUGCAAAGGACCUUGCGUACACUGUUCGCUACUGGAACCAGACUGGCUUCGAUCUCUGGGAGGAGGUCAACGGUUCCUCGUUCUUCACCCUUGCUGCAUCUCACCGUGCUCUCGUCGAAGGUGCAGCCCUUGCUACUAAGCUCAACCAGACCUGCAGUGGAUGCGCGGCCGCAGCACCACAAGUUCUCUGCUUCGCACAGAGCUUCUGGACUGGCAGCUACAUCGACUCCAACAUCAACGUCAACGACGGCCGCACAGGAAAGGAUGCCAACUCUCUUAUCUCUUCCAUUCAUACGUUCGACCCUAACGCUAAGUGCACCGACGCUACUUUCCAGCCUUGCUCUGCCCGAGCGCUUGCCAACCACAAGGCCGUGACUGACUCUUUCCGUUCUGUAUACGCCAUCAAUACGGGUAUCGCUCAAGGCAAAGCUGUUGCAGUCGGAAGAUACUCCGAGGAUGUCUACUACAACGGCAACCCAUGGUACCUUACCACCCUGGCAGCGGCUGAGCAACUGUACUCCGCUCUUUAUCAGUGGGACAAGCAGGCUUCCAUCACCGUCAACUCGGUUUCUCUCGCCUUCUUCAAAGAUCUCGUACCCUCAAUCGUCACCGGAACAUACACCAAGGACUCUGCAACUUACACUUCGAUCACAUCCGCGGUCAAGACCUAUGCCGAUGGUUACAUUGCUGUUGUCCAGAAGUACACCCCAUCCAACGGCGGCCUUGCUGAGCAAUUCGACAAGAACACCGGCGCAGCGUUGUCUGCUGUCGAUCUGACCUGGUCCUACGCCGCCUUCCUGACUGCUACCGAGCGUCGCGCCGGCGUCGUCAGCCCAACCUGGGGCGAGCCAUCCAACAACGUGCCUCCCACGUCCUGCACCGGUACUCCCACUUGCAACGCGAAGAUCACAUUCAACGUCCGUGCAACGACGACCUUUGGCGACAACAUCUUCGUGACUGGCCAGCUCACCCAACUCGGCAACUGGGACCCUAACAGCGCGAAGGCUCUCAGUGCUAGCAAGUACACAAGCAGUGACCCUCUUUGGACUGCUGAUAUCGAUCUGCCUGCCUCCACGGUCUUCGAGUACAAGUACAUCCGCAAAACGUCGGCCGGUGCGGUCGUGUGGGAGAGCGAUCCUAACAGGAGGUAUACUACUUCAGCCGGAUGUGACAGCAGUGCGACGGUCAACGAUACUUGGAGGUAA